Eupeodes corollae is the source of this 1442-nucleotide messenger RNA. Its product is annotated as protein insensitive-like. The transcript has 2 exons. Lineage: Eukaryota; Metazoa; Arthropoda; Insecta; Diptera; Syrphidae. Gene Ontology annotation, molecular function: transcription corepressor activity; DNA binding. Gene Ontology annotation, cellular component: nucleus. The coding region runs from base 258 to 1295 and encodes 345 amino acids. The record is from RefSeq and is a predicted model, not a curated record. Gene Ontology annotation, biological process: positive regulation of neuron differentiation; negative regulation of Notch signaling pathway.
UACUGUUCAUGGUACCAUAUAUGGGUAACAUUUUCUAAACAAUACUGAAAUAAUACUUCAUAUUUCAUAAAAUUUAAUCAACACUACGUCCCUUUAAGAAAGGAUAGAUGAAUUUACCAUCUCAGUUUGAAAAUACACGUUGUCUUGAAAAGUUUCACCUGGAGAAUAAAUUAGCAAACAUUUUGGAAAAACUAUUUUGAAAUCAGUGCAAGAUUGUGCAACAGCAAAAUUCUGAAGAACCGGUAUAUCAACUUACAAUGGAAACCCCUCUACCAGUAAAUUAUUCUAGCUCACGUCCAAUUCAAUAUUAUCAAUACAAUAUUCCGAUGUCGUCUGAAAACCAAUCAGAUCAACAAAUUAAUAUACAAAAGCUUAUUAAAAAUGAUCAUGGCUACUUUCAAAAUCAAUCGAAACAAGAAAAAGAAAUAUACCAACCACAUUAUGUCGACGAAAAACCCAUGAUGCUUAACGCAUGGUCUCAAACAACAUCAGAUGAUUUCCCUAAAUUAUCCUGUGGAUCAAAUAAAGAAGUCGAAAUGGAGCUUCUAGCUAGAAUAAGAGAUCUAGAAUCAACACUGAGAUCGCAGAAUGAUAUAAUAUCACAUCUUCAAAACCAAACAACCAGAACACCAUCUCCUCGUCAAGAUGUUCCAAAUUCCACAACUUCGACUCCAUUAUCAUCAAACUCACAAGAAGGCACAAGGUAUCGGAUAUUAAGUCAAUCCAUUGAAGUUUCAAAUGAUUCACAAAUACUAAUAGAGCAAGUUGCUCCAUCACCUAGUUUGAAUAACUCUAACGAUUCUGAUCGUUUGGAAAUUUGUAUGAGCGAUGAAAAUGACUCGAAUCCAGAGAGGCCUGAUUUAGAAAAUGCUACAGUUUCCAUUGGACCAAAUGGCACACAAAUCCCGGUGCAUGCUUAUGAAAAAAUGACUUGGACAUCACCAUCAUUAGCAACACGAAAACUUCUCAGUCUUGUUUUUGAUCGGGAAACUCUGGCAACACACUCAAUGACUGGAAAAGCAUCACCAGCUUUCAAAGAUCUCGAUAAACCAAUUAAAGGCAAACUAGAUCCAAGUGCUGUUAACGAUAUAAUUUUUAUUGUAUCGAAGAAAUGUGGAGUUUCAAGUAAGGAAAUUCGAUCUGCUAUCACAACAAAGUGUGCAGAUGAAAAUAAAAUGUGCAAGCUGAAAGCUUUGAAAAAGUUGGAAGUAUCAUCAAACUCAACUAGAUCAGCGCUUAAGGAGAUUUUGAAAAAUAAAUCAAAUCGAAUUAAUGACAACGGUUGGAUGAAAUAAAUUUAAUACAAAAUUUGAAUAUUACCAAUUGUAAUAUGACUGAGAUUUUAAAUUCUAAAAUUUAUCUAAAUUUUUAAUUUAAUUUUAACUAAGCAUAAAACAUAUAAAUUUAUAAGAUUUAACGAGUAAUUUAAGAAAAAGGUUAUA